Messenger RNA from Tribolium castaneum (red flour beetle), 2026 nucleotides. RefSeq names its product monocarboxylate transporter 3. The transcript has 4 exons. Gene Ontology annotation, cellular component: membrane. NCBI's taxonomy places the organism in Eukaryota, Metazoa, Arthropoda, Insecta, Coleoptera, Tenebrionidae. The coding region runs from base 72 to 1973 and encodes 633 amino acids. Gene Ontology annotation, biological process: transmembrane transport; monocarboxylic acid transport. The record is from RefSeq and is a predicted model, not a curated record. Gene Ontology annotation, molecular function: monocarboxylic acid transmembrane transporter activity.
AUUGUCUUGAUCUUUUGCGGAAAACAAAAAUUAGACAAGAAACUGACGUCUGUCACAAAAGUCGUGCAAAAAUGGAAGAGGAAGAAAGCAAAGUUUCGGUGGCCACAUACUCAGUGCGCUCCACACCCUCAAGUUACAAAUCCUCGUUUAAACUAAACGAAGACGAAUUCAUUGACACCUACAUAACUAUUCCUCCCGACGGUGGCUGGGGCUGGAUCGUGGUCCUUGCCUCCUUUCUGUGCAAUUUCGUAGCAGACGGAGCCUUGUACACUUUUGGAAUAUUCUUAGAUGACAUAAGUAAGACUUACAAGUCUAAAGCCGCAACUGUGGCUCUAGGAAAUUCGUUAAUGACCGGUUUCUAUUACAUGACGGGACCGAUAACUUGCGCACUUGUUAACCGUGUGGGCUUUCAAAUAACCGGCGGUCUUGGCGGGAUUAUAGCAGCGGUGGCUUUUUUCUUCAGCACAAUGACGACUACCAUAACGCAAUUUGUGUGCGUUUUUGGGAUUAUUGGCGGUUUUGGAUUUGGUCUCGUCUACGUUCCGUCAAUUGUGGCCGUUGGGUUUUAUUUCGAGCGGUGGAGAGCUUUAGCAACGUCUAUUGCUGUGACGGGUUCCGCUGCUGGAAUUGUGGGUUUCCCCUUGAUAGUUGAGGGUUUGCUGGGUAAUUACACCUGGCAGACCAAAUUCAAAGUCAUUUCGGGCCUGUGUAUUGCAACAGCGUCUCUGGCUCUACUGUACCGCCCGCUCAAGCCGAAAAGAGUCUGGACAACCAAAGACAAGAAGGUUGUGCAGUUCAAUUCGGGAGACGUUGCUGAUUCGAUUGGUUCGUUCCACUUGGACGAGAAACCCGGCUUUAUUAAGCGGAUUAUCAAUCGCUUUCACAAUGUUACCUAUCCGACUCAUGCCCAACUGCACAAAGAGUCAACAUUUGUUAUCAAUUUCCCGAUUGGGCCGAGCACUUCGUCCGUUUUCAUAACAAGUGUCCCGGAAGGGAGCUUGACAACGUUCAUGCGAAACACUCCUUCGCGAAGCGAAUUACGGUCGGAACGACUCGAUAAACUCAGUACGGUCUAUGAAGAUGAAACCGAUCGGAAAAAGGGUUGCUGCAAGGAGUGUUGUAAUGUGAAAAAGUGUUGCGGAGCGUCCAACAGACCGAUGUACCGAGACGAUAUUUUUUACACCGGAUCGUUGUACACGCUACCACCGCAAGUUUCACAAGUUUCAAAGACCAGUAAAGUGCAACAAAUAAAGAGUUUGGACCAUACUCUCUCUGUCACAAGAGCUGAGGUUCUGAAGGAAGGUACUGAAGAACGGCUGCAUUGGAGAUGUUGUCCCGAAUCUAUGCUCAGGACUUUGGUCACAAUGCUUAAUUUUGAUUUACUGAAAUCACCAGCGUUUAUUUGUCUGGUUUCUAGCGGUUUCUUCACGCUGUUGGGGAUGUUCGUCCCUUUUAUCUACCUUAUUGAACGAGCAGACGAAAAUAAGAUCAGUCGAGACGUCUCGUAUCACUUGUUCACAGCUUUGGGAAUAUCUAACGCGUUGGGACGCAUUGUAAGCGGGGUCAUUUCGUCCCUUCCCAAAGCAAAACCUCUGAUUGUGUCAUACAUCAGUUUAUUUAUUUGUGGAUUAUCCACCUUUGUUUCCUAUUUUUUACGUGAUGUCUACAGUCAGUUUAUCUACGUCAGUAUUUUUGGCCUAACGAUUGCUUGUUUGGCCUCUUUGAGGACCCCGAUUGUUGUGGAGCUGUUAGGAUUAGAAAAUCUAACAAAUGCCUUUGGACUGUUGCUACUCAUCCACGGAAUUGCUGGAUUUUUGGGAAUGCCGAUCGCUGGAAGGAUCGUGAAACUUGCGAGAUCCUACAACAGUGCCUUUCUUUUCUCAGGGAGCACUUUAAUGCUAAGCGCUGGAUUGUUAAUUCCCAUAAAACGAAUAUCGGAAUGGGAGCAAAAUAAAAAGAAAACUCAGUUAUGACUAAAACUUUUUUAUUUAUUUGUAAAUAAAUAAAUAAAUAUAAAUGAAUGAUU